Molecule: messenger RNA, 1011 nt
Organism: Balearica regulorum gibbericeps (East African grey crowned-crane)
Lineage: Eukaryota; Metazoa; Chordata; Aves; Gruiformes; Gruidae
Source: RefSeq, a predicted model, not a curated record
AUGCCAGAACAAACUGGGAAGAAGACAAAGGGUAAGAAAAGUGACCCGAGAAGGAAAGGAAGAGAUGGUAGAAAAAAUAGUCCUGAGAAGAAAGAGAAAAGGAAAUCAGUCAACGAAACUGUAUUGGGACAACUGGGCUUAUCAACCUCCUUCCCCAUCGAUGGGACCUUCUUCAACAGCUGGUUGGCGCAGUCGGUCCAGAUCACCGCCGAGAACAUGGCGAUGAGCGAGUGGUCCCUCAACAACGCCCACCACGAGGACAGCACCCCCGGCCUCUCCGAGGAGCUCCUCCAGGACGAGGAGACCUUGCUGAGCUUCAUGAUGGACCAUUCCCUCAGGUCCCCGUUCAAGCAGAGCGAGGCCGCAAAGAAAGUGAAAAGCAAAACGAGAACGAACACUAAGAAAAAGCUGCCCAGGAGCAGCCCCCCCGCCGUGGGGGGGCGCGCCCCCCCCGCCGUGGGUGGGAGCCACCCAGAGAGCUCGGAGCCCUGGACUAACAACGCCAGCGACUUGUCGGAUGAUGCCACCAAGCCCUUCGCUCCCGAUUCCAGACCGAGCAAGUCGGAGAAAGGGACGGCAAAGCUUCCCACCGACCGCAAAGGGACAGGUGAGGCCAAAAAGGCGGCCAAGAAGGGCUCUGUCCCAAAAGCCGGCGAGCCUCACCCCCCGGCCGGGGCGAGGGGCUGCGUCAGCAAGGAGGAGGAGACGCCGCGCUGUGCUCAGCCAGAGCCCAGCCCCGCGGCCAAAGUGCCUGACUCCGUAGGUAGCCCCAAAACCGUCGUGCGGUUCAAAUUACCAAAGGAGAGCCGAGGGACUCGGAGAUCGCAGCCCCCCAAGCCCGACGGCGCCGGCGGAGCUCCCUUGCGUCGUUUCGACGCCGAGACGGACGGCUACUUCUCCGACGCAGAGAUGAGCGACUCGGACGGGGAGUCCCGCGGCGGCAGGGCACAGCGGGGCCAGCUGGAUGCAGCCGGCGAGGACAUCGUCAGGAUGAGCAUCCUGGCAUCCUAA